AAACCCAAGUUCUCUGAUUUCGCUUCACGCAAGAAGAUAACGAGGCCAACGAUCGAGGAGGCGCGAGUUCAUCCCAGAAUUCCUAGCGGAAUAGUCGUAACGCGACGAUACCAGUUCGCACGACGAUAGCGCGUGUUUGCACAACGAUAAAUUGACUUGUACCUGGCGCCCGUCUCCUUAGCCAUCCCGUCAUCUUGGCCCGCGCGUCUGUGCCAGAAAUAAGGCGUUCAUUGUUUUCCCGCAACCUCCAGCCACCUCGUAUACUGUAAUUUAACUUGUCCUAUUAGACAAAGGAUACGUUUUACGAACCUGCUUGUCUGGUUGCCGUAAAAAUGUACUCGGGUUAGCAGAAUUCAAAUAUUUAAUAAAAAUCUUUCGUUUGUUCGACUCCUUCGUUCUACCGUUUCUUCCAUCCUUUAAAUACAUAGAAAAAAGGGAGUACGAUGAUUUUCCAAUGAUCGUGUCAUUAUACCAUCGCACUAUCCUCUAAUUCCUUAUCUUAUAACGUUAAACAAAAACCACAUUCCACGUAUAUAGAUCUGUGCGUUAAUUUUACCAUUCUUUCAAUCGCAGAAUAUUAUACCACCUAUUGUACCAUUUUGUCUGCUAUGGUCUUCCAACAGCGUGGCCUUGGAAGUUAGAACUGACGUUUUAACGAAUGAUCGCGUACGCUUACAAAAAUCAGCACAUCGACGUACUGAGUUCGCAAGAACGUCGAUUCCACGGCGAUGAUGAAAUCAGAUUUCUAUGUCUGCCACGGGCAGCAGAAAACGAAUCUUAACGCAAGGGGUUAACCAACAUCGCUAUUUUACACGUUGGACGAGUCUUUCGAACGACGUUGCCGAAACGCAUGGCGCAACAGCGUGUACCAAGAAGAAGAGUCGCGCGUCGAGUCUGCGGUGAAAGCCGCGGCUUUUUUCAGGUAAAUGGUAAACGCCCCGAGGUACCAACGUGGUACCUUUCCCCAGGUAUCGUACGUGGGGACGUGGAAACCGGCCGCGAUCCGAUGUUUGACCCUCAGCCGCUUGGGCAAACAGCGGCACGCUCAGGAUUUCGUCGAAAGGGCCCGAUAGAAGCUCUUGAGCCGGCGGGCCCUCCACUUCCGUCGCCAUCUCCAUCACGUCCUUCUUCCUCGAAGAGGCGUAAAAGCCUCGAGUGCCGCCGUUUUUUGGCCCCGCAGUGUUUUCUCUGCUCCUCCGUAUUCUUCUUGCGGCGUCGGAGGAUCAGGUUUCGUGGCCCUGGCAACCACGGUGAGAAUGGAAAUGAGGACCACUCCCGUCAACCUUUUCGUAACAACACGGUUUUUCGAUGGGUUCUGGGAGUGUUGAGGAUCGGUGUUGAGCUUGCAUCUUGGUACUGGCAAGGUGCACCAGCUUCAAAGUCAUUUUCGAGGUUUGCAUUCAAUCGAGGACGUCGGCGUUUCUUUCUUCAUUCAGAUUCAUUUAGAUCGUACGAUUUUACGAAGCUCGAAGAAGUUGAAGAUAUAUAUGUGGAAUAAUGUGUCCAAGUUAUUAAUCCAUCAUCGACUGGGACUACACUUGGUCAAAGUCGCGUGCUGUUACUACAGUCGACGAAAGUGUACAGACGAUAGUUCGCAGGUAAUAUCAGUGGUAAUGAGAAGAAUAUUAAUAGAUUCGUUGGUUUCGAUGUUCCAAUGUUCCUAAUGUUCCAAUUCUGCGGUGCAUAUAACGCAUUUAAAAGCACAAUGAGAUAUAAAAAUCAAUUAUUAAAUCCUUUUCAUACACGUUGAAGGGUUUGAAAUGGAGCAACUGAGAAAAUACAAGAUUGAAACGUAACGUGAACGCUAUCGAUACUCUCGGAGACGGCACUCGAUUCCCCAGGUCAGGAACUUUCUCCUGGCGAAGAUCGAUUGGCCGAUUUGUCGAGAGACACGGAGUUCCGGCACGCUUCCUUUGUUUUACGUAAUUUCCGCGCCAAUAUUAGCACGCUGCGUUCCGUCGGCGUGUUCCGUUCUCUCUCUCUCUCUCUCUCAUCGUGUAUUGGCUUGUGUGUUCUUCGCAAACAAACCAAUCAAUGCCGAUGCCUUAACUCUCUCUCUCUCUCUCCCUCUUUCUCCCCUUUUCUCUUGUACGCGCGAGCUUUUCUCGUUUCAAAGCAGCCAUGAAAAAAGUUUUACUUUAUUCUGUGUGUUACCUUCCUUUUCUCCUUUUGUAUCGUUGUUUAUAUAUCGUCGCGUAUAUACAGUGGCUACAAAGCUAUUUGUACACAUUGUAUGCUUGCGCACGUAUCAUUUCACUUAUACACCAGUUAUUUAGAACCAACUAUAAUAAAUUUACUAUCGUUUAGUAUUACUUUCGCACGAUUAUGGAAAUUGAAUACCAUGGAAAUGAAACGGAGGAUCCAAGAAGAAUACGUUUCAUUGGGAAAUAAAUAUUUUUCCUAGCCACUGUACGAUCAAUACAUAGACAAGUGCGCGUAUUCAGAUUAUUCAGCAGCAAAAAUGCACGCGAGAGAGUAAAGAGACAGACAACGAUUGAAAUAAAUCAUCGAACAUUGUUUUUAAACACAACUGUUUUUAGACAUUGUUAUUCCCUCUAUCGCGUGCUCCUUUCUUCUAGGAAUUCGAAAGUAAAUUCUGUUUGACAAAAGGACAUUUCAAUAAACGAUUAUAUCGUUUUGACAGAAACGAGAUCAAAUUUACGCCACAUUUACCGCAGCAUAUUAUCAAUCGGUCAACGGUGAACGCCCAUUGAAUUCAUUAAACUGAGGAAUCUGGUUAAAAAGCAUCAUCGUACGAUGGGACGAGCGAGUGAAGACACCGCGAAACGGUUCAAAGGAGGCCAAGGCAGGUGUGUCGGCCAUGGGGACACGGAAACAAGCGGAGAAACGACGGAGACAAGCAACGACGAGAGACCAGGAACGUUAAAAGGCUUCGUGGGCGUCUAUUUGCGUAGAUCCAAGAGAUCGGACAAGUGGCCAGGCCUUUGUCGGACUCUCCGUGGGUGGUUCCCUUUUUUUCUCGCCUCCUCUUCGUCCUUUCUACGCGUUUCUCCUAUAAACCAGUCCACUCGAGCCACCACCCAUCCACCCCCGUUGAGUUAGCGUCACCCUCGUAAACUGUCGCCCUCCCCCUAUCGGUUUCGUAGACGUCGUCGUCGUACACUCUUUAUCCUUUUCCAGGAUUCGUUUGCCUGGUGGUAAUCAAGCGGUGGCGAAGGUUACGACACCAUUUUUACGUCGUGACAAGGUGGUGUUUGUUACACGCAUGAAUCGCGUAAUGCUGGUUUUAAUCCAUCAAUCCUUAUCUAACCGGUCCUUAAUUACAAAUUUGCUCCAUUAUGAACGAUCGAUAAAAAAAGGAUCUUUAAAAAUUCCUUUCGAACAGGUUACUACGCAUUUGACUGUUAUUCGAGUCACGUCCAAUGUCCUAAAUCGUUUCGAAUCUAAAUUAUCGUGUAAAUUAUUUAGAUGGGAAAUCGCUCGAAUAAACACGAAUGACGUUAGUAUAAGUUAAGUUAUGUUCUCAGUUACGAAGGAAUAAUAUAAACUAUCGUUCGUAAUUAUUGGAACAACUUCGAUAAACGUCGCUCAGGUAACUUGGAACGAGAUCGUUCGAAUAAUUUAUACAGUAGACGCGUACGAUUCUAUUCGACGUACGUUAAAAGAUGUGUUCAUUCUUGAAACGAUAACGACAGGCCAUUCAUUAGCUGUGAUAAUAAAAAAUCAGACGAAAUAUAAGAAAGAAAUAUUAUGAAAUAUUUUGUAGAGUAAAGGUAUGCAAAGUGGAUGUAUAUUAAAGAGGCACGAGCGAGUAUUAUAUCCUGUACUACUUUUCAAGUAAGUCGUUCGAUAGGCACUUUUCCCUCUUUCUAUCGACGUCGGAUUCCGCGAAUAAGGGUUGCACGGCUCGCAAUCGAGCAUCAGGAUUCUCCUGAUUCCAGAGCAUAUUUAGAGAGGCCUCCGUUCUAUUUGUUGGCUUUAAAAACAUCCCCGGCGGUAAGCCGCAUUAUUUCACCCCCUGGUUCGCUGCAUAUCGGGCAUUAGGAGAAUAUCGAACUGUGAUCGUAUGAUAUUUCAAAUUGCAUUAUUUAUUGGAAACGCUAAUAAGCCGUCUACGUUGCCUGUAUUAGCCGUAAAAAUAUAUACGUCGAAGAAUAAUAUAAUAAUUGCUCCAUCUUGUAUCUUUAUUCGAAAUUCGUUAUAAUCAGAAUUAAUUAACUGGAAUUAAUUCGCUAAGAUUCUAUUUACCUAUUAUUGCUGUUAUUUUCAAAGACACCAAAAUAAUGAUAUAUUUUAGAGAAAAUUUUGAAGAAUACAAACUGAUAUUUAUAAAUUUGUAAGUAUUCAUUUUGUCCAAGUUGGAGAUAUCGUUAACAC
This is a messenger RNA of Bombus terrestris (buff-tailed bumblebee), 4338 nucleotides long. RefSeq lists its product as uncharacterized. The record is from RefSeq and is a predicted model, not a curated record. The transcript has 3 exons. The coding region runs from base 851 to 1498 and encodes 215 amino acids. NCBI's taxonomy places the organism in Eukaryota, Metazoa, Arthropoda, Insecta, Hymenoptera, Apidae.